Macrosteles quadrilineatus (aster leafhopper) is the source of this 2223-nucleotide messenger RNA. RefSeq lists its product as uncharacterized. Lineage: Eukaryota; Metazoa; Arthropoda; Insecta; Hemiptera; Cicadellidae. The transcript has a single exon. Gene Ontology annotation, biological process: DNA integration. The record is from RefSeq and is a predicted model, not a curated record. Gene Ontology annotation, molecular function: nucleic acid binding. The coding region runs from base 1 to 2223 and encodes 740 amino acids.
AUGCUUACCCCUGUUAUUUUUUGGGCUAAGGCUCUCAUGCAGCAUAUAUGGUCACUAGGCCUAGAUUGGGAUAAUACUCUUCCUAGUGAUAUUAUCGACAGAUGGUCAACUUUUGUCAACGAACUUCCUGAGAUUGAAAAUUUGGAGAUUGGCAGGUACAUAUCUCUGAGUGAUGCGGUUAAUAUUCAGUUGCAUGGAUUUUCAGAUGCAAGUGAACUCGGUUUUGCUGGAUGUGUUUAUCUACGAACUGAGAACCCGCAAGGCAGUAUAUAUGUCAACUUAUUAAUAGCCAAGUCACGUGUGGCACCCCUGAAACGUAUCACGAUUCCUCGCCUUGAACUGUGCGGAGCACAUAUUUUAGCCAAACUGUUACACUACUGUGUUGAUCAACUCUCAGAUCGCUACAAGAUAGAUUCUGUUACCGCUUGGAGUGACUCCACUGUGGCUCUUUCAUGGAUUCACACCCCUUCUCAUCGUUUGAAGUUAUAUGUUGCAAAUCGUGUUGCACAGAUUCAAGAAUUGACCCCUUCCUGCAUAUGGAAACACAUUUCUACUCUUGAAAACCCCGCUGAUGUUGCCUCUAGAGGAUUAACCCCAUCUCUUCUUAUUCAUAACAAGCUCUGGUGGUCUGGACCCACAUGGCUUAAGAGUUCAUCUGAUUCAUGGCCUCAACCAUCGAGUCAUCUUCCCGAAGAGGAACUCCCAGAAAUUAAAACCACAACACUAAAUCUUCUUACGAUAGCUGAAGAUCAAGAUCUGAAGUUUAUCAAUAAAUUCUCUUCAUGGACUAAACUACUUCAUGUCAUGGGCUACGUUUUACGUUUUAUUUCCUGCUUGAAAACUAAGCAAAGGAUUACUCAUUCUCUCACACUUGAAGAGUUAGAAGUAUCGAACAAACGGAUUUGUUGGCUUGUUCAAAGAGAGAGUUUCUCUGAGGAUAUUAAUUCCCUGUCAAAGAAGAAUGUGUGUUCUUCUCGCAUUCAACGCCUUUCACCGUUUAUGGAUGAUGAAGGUUUGUUAAGAGUUGGAGGACGACUGAAACAUUCUGAGUUGCCGUACAGCGCCAAGCAUCAAAUUAUCUUACCAAAGGAUCAUUUUGUUGUAAAUUUGAUAAUUGAUUAUCAUCAUCGCAUCUUUCUUCACUGUGGACCAACACAACUCCAAGCUGUUCUUCGUGAGAAAUAUUGGAUACUUUCUGCUCGUAGUAUCAUACGCUCCAGGAUUUUUAAACGCCUGAGAUGUUUCAGAAUGAAACCUAAGCCAAACACACCAUUGAUGGGAGACUUACCUUCCCCAAGAGUGGUAGCAACCCGACCUUUUAAUGUUACUGGAGUCGACUAUGCCGGACCAUUUACAGUGAAAUUGUAUGUCCUAAAAAGGCUUCAGCCUAUUAAAGUUUAUCUUUGUCUAUUUGUCUGCUUUGCAACGAAAGCCGUACACUUAGAAGUUGUGUCGGAUUUGUCCUCAGAAGCUUAUAUAGCAGCUCUUACACGUUUUAUUUCCAGACGUGGUUCAGUGAAGGAAAUUCAUAGUGAUUGUGGAACCAACUUUGUCGGAGCAGCUGCUGCACUUCACAAAUGUUUUAACAACCUCCUUUGCAAUCCAGUAACUCACCGUUUUGCUGAAGAAAACAACAUUUCUUUCAAAUUUCUGCCUCCACACGCGCCUCAUCAAGGUGGCUUGUGGGAACGAGCUGUUAGGAGUGCUAAGCAUCACCUUCAUAGAGUAAUCGGUGGCCAAAUCCUGACUUAUGAAGAAUUCAUAACUCUCGUGUCACGUGUCGAAGCAAUAUUAAAUUCAAGACCACUUACCCCUCUCUCUGGAGAUCCGAAUGACUUAGAGUCUCUAACCCCAGGACACUUUUUAACUGGUGGACCUCUGAAAUCCAUGGUUGAACCUCAAUAUGAUGAAACUUCUUGUAACCGCUUGAGGAGAUGGCAAUUAGUUCAGGCAUUCUCUCAACACAUCUGGACUCGAUGGUCCCAAGAGUAUCUGCAUACUCUACAGCAUCACUCUAAGUGGACGAGUAAAACAGAGAACCUCAAGAUUGGUGACCUUGUUGUUAUUCAUGAGCCUAACACUCCUCCCCUACAAUGGAAACUUGCAAGAAUCACCGCAGUAUCUCCAGGAGCAGACGGAAUUGUACGAGUGGUCCAUCUACGCACCGCUACAGGGAACUUCAGUCGGCCAACCGUCAAAGUUUCCCUUCUUCCUACCAAUUAA